GUCCUUCUCGGCGACGGCCCAAAAGCCUCUCGUGAAACCAAACUCUUCCACAGAAACCUUCUCAUGUCCGUCUCCGGCUUCUUCGCCGCCGGUCUGACCUCUUCAUUCAAAGAGGCCUCAACCGGUCUCUUUGAGCUCGAAGAAGAAGACUCGGCUACCUUCUCUGUGUUUGAGCAAUGGGUUUACAGAAACCGGUUGUUCAUCAAGAAACCCAUCACUUCCUCUCCUGAUCUUUUCUCAGACACCGAAGACGACCGACAAGAGUGGGAAUGUUUGCCCCGUCUCUACACUCUGGGCGAACGCCUGGAUGCGCCGAGAUUCAAGGAUGCGGUUGUCUCUGCCAUCAUCGAGAAAGUCAAUGAGAGUAAAGUUGUUCCCGACAAUUGGGCUUCGUACGUGUAUCAGAACACUGUUCCAGCUUGUGCGCUGCGCCGUUUGAUCGUUGACUUUCAUGUCUUU
Molecule: messenger RNA, 459 nt
Organism: Aureobasidium namibiae CBS 147.97
Lineage: Eukaryota; Fungi; Ascomycota; Dothideomycetes; Dothideales; Saccotheciaceae
Exons: 1
Molecular function (GO): protein binding
Source: RefSeq, a predicted model, not a curated record